Messenger RNA from Perognathus longimembris pacificus (Pacific pocket mouse), 2851 nucleotides. It is a transcript of the gene Tmco4, whose product is annotated as transmembrane and coiled-coil domains 4. The coding region runs from base 505 to 2340 and encodes 611 amino acids. Lineage: Eukaryota; Metazoa; Chordata; Mammalia; Rodentia; Heteromyidae. The transcript has 17 exons. The record is from RefSeq and is a predicted model, not a curated record.
CGGGGAGGAGCCGGGCCGCCCCGCAGCCCCGCCGCCCCGCCACCGCCGCCGCCGCCAGGUGAGUGUGGAUUUUCUCAUCGUAACGUGGUCAUCUCUUCCUGGGAAGGUUGUCACCAGGCUGAGCCAGGAAGGGAGAGUGAACCCCAUAGAAGCUCACAACUGAGCGCCAUUUGGACAUGCAGUAUGGCCAAGAGCUGUCUGAGCUAAGGAAUCCCCGUAUGGACUUCUUAGCCAGCCAGGAAGAGCAUUUGAGCUGAGAACUGCCUGGAAAAGGAGAGUGGAGGUCCUACAUCUUGUGGACCCAAGGGCUGGUUUUUCUGGUUUGCUUCCCCCUAUCCCACACCGGUGAUUUGCAUAUUUCUUUGAAGCCGAAUAACCUGUCUGCAGAGAGAGAGCUACACUGUUUCUCGAACUCUGUGGAGAGAAGCCGAACAUGGUCUCGAGCCUGUGAUCCCACCUUCAACAGGAACUCUAGGAGUAGGAAGAUUUGGGCUCAGGGCUAGAAUGGCCACGUGGACGAGGCCGAGCCAGAGGCAGCCCCCAGUGGCCGCACCAGCUGCAGAGAAGGAAGCACAGCUGCCCGUGGGCCGGGAGCUGACGGAGGCCAACCGCUUUGCCUAUGCUGCCCUCGGUUCCAUCUCCCUGGCCCAGCUGUUCCCAGAACCAGAGCACAGCUCCUUUUGCUCCGAGUUUGUAGCAGGCCUGGUGAAGUGGCUAGACUUGUCUGAAGCCGUCCUGCCAACCAUGACUGCUUUUGCCAGCGGUAUCGGAGGCGAAGGAGUAGACAUGUUUGCUGAGACUUUAUCAAAGGACCCAGCUUUGAAGGGAGACCCAUCCAUGAUCACACAGGACCUACUGAGCUUCUCACUCCAGGGUGGAGGCUACGAUGCCCGAGCCAGAGUCCUCGUUUGCCAUGUGACUUCUCUGCUCCACAUUCCCCUGGAGGACCUGGAUGUCCUUGAAGAAACAUUCCUCGAGAGCCUGAAGGAAGGCAGAGAAGAGGAAUCUGAAAUGGCAGAGGCAUCCCGGAAGAAGAAAGAAAACCGGAGGAAAUGGAAGCGCUAUCUCCUGAUAGGCCUGGCGACAGUGGGGGGCGGAACAGCGAUCGGUGUGACUGGAGGCCUGGCUGCCCCUCUGGUGGCCGCGGGAGCUGCAACCAUCAUUGGCAGUGCCGGGGCCGCGGCGCUGGGCUCCGUGGCCGGCAUCGCUGUCAUGACCUCGCUGUUCGGUGCAGCUGGAGCUGGUCUGACCGGAUACAAGAUGAAGAAGCGUGUUGGCGCCAUUGAAGAGUUCACGUUCCUGCCCCUGACGGAGGGCAGGCAACUACACAUCACCAUCGCCAUCACUGGGUGGCUUGCAUCCGGCAAAUACCGCACCUUCAGCGCCCCGUGGGCCGCCCUGGCCCGCAGCCGUGAGCAGUACUGCCUGGCUUGGGAGGCCAAGUACCUGAUGGAGCUCGGCAACGCCCUGGAGACCAUUCUCAGUGGCCUCGCUAAUAUGGUGGCCCAGGAGGCCCUCAAGUAUACUGUGCUGUCAGGUAUUGUGGCAGCCCUCACCUGGCCAGCCUCCCUCCUCAGUGUGGCCAACGUCAUCGACAACCCCUGGGGUGUGUGUCUCCACCGGUCAGCAGAGGUUGGCAAGCACCUGGCUCAUAUCCUGCUCUCCCGGCAGCAGGGUCAGCGGCCUGUCACCCUGAUUGGCUUCAGCCUGGGAGCCAGAGUCAUCUACUUCUGUCUGCAAGAGAUGGCACAGGAGAAAGAUUGCCAGGGCAUCAUCGAAGACGUGGUCCUGCUGGGGGCGCCCGUAGAAGGAGACCCCAGGCGCUGGGAGCCUUUCCGGAAGGUGGUGUCGGGAAGGAUCGUCAAUGGCUACAGCAGGGGCGACUGGCUGCUGAGCUUCGUGUACCGCACGUCUUCCGUGCAGCUCCGCGUGGCGGGCCUCCAGCCUGUGCCGCUGCAGGACCGGAGGAUGGAGAACGUGGAUCUGUCCUCUGUGGUCAGCGGUCACCUGGACUAUGCCAAGCAGAUGGACGUCAUCCUGAAGGCCGUGGGCAUCCGCACCAAGCCAGGCUGGGAUGAGAAGGGGCUUCUGCUGGCCCCUGGCAGCCUCCUUCAAGAAGAGCCCAGUCAGGCGGCCACAGGUUCCCCGGAAGUGGCCACCGACGCCAGCCAAUCCCAGAUAUCCACAGAGCUGGACCAGCCUGGAGGGGCCCCACUCCCUGCAGCAGCCUCUGGUCCAGCUGAGAACUCCUGUAUCUGCAGUCAUGGUGUGAGCCCCAACCCUCUGGGCUGCCCUGACUGUGCCCGUGAGACCCAGGGGCGCUGCCCAGGGCUGGACUGACCCCAGUGAGGAACCGGAGCGUCUCCCCCCGGUGUCCAUAUGCACAAGUGCCUUUCUGCAGGUGAGGGAAUCAGAAGUGAAAAGGAACUGGAAGGGUGAGAAAUGGAAGAAAACACUGGCCUCCCCGGGAACAAGCAAGGGCAGAGGCCUUCAAGGUCAUCGCAGCUCUGUUUGAGCCCUAAGCCUGCAAUCCAGCCCUGGCCUUUAUGCGCUUGAAGUCCCAGUGGUGGGGCCUGGCUGUUUAUCAGGAGCUCCAGGGGGUCUCUCUUGAAUCGAGAGACACCCGGGCUACCUCCUUUCCCUGGCCUCUGUGGGGCCGAAUGUCUGCCGGCACGUCCAUCCACACUCCAGCAGUGCCAGCCUCGGGCCUCACCAACAGGCACCUACACAGCAGACCCAGGAGCCCAGAGACAGUCUCUUCUGCUCUUAGAAGAUGGUGCUACCCUAAGUUGUGUGGCCUGGUGGGCCUUGGUAUGAUUGCAAUAAAUGCGGAGCCAGUCUGUAUUCUCUG